GUAAUAUUUAUGUUCAUGGAAGUGGCGCUUAAUCCUCGUUCUCACUAUCGGGCCGGCAAGCAAGUCUUUCUCUACCAGUCUCCGCUUGGUUUUGUUCUCCGGUGCUUCUCCUCUCGUCGAAUCAAUAUCCAUGGCGAUGAUGGCAGCCAUGAAGUAAAUCAGGGAUUGGUGGGUGAUGAAGCGAAAUCAUCCACCAAAACCAAGGGGGCAAAAGUUAUGGCUCGUGUCAUCAACUCCACGCCAUGGUCAAGUGAGCUUGAAUCCUCUAUUUCAUCUCUAUCUCCCUCUCUUUCCAAAACCACCGUUUUGCAAACACUCCGCCUCAUUAAAAACCCUUCUAAAACUCUUCAAUUCUUCAACUGGGUUCAAAAAAUGGGCUUCCCUCACGAUGCGCAAUCAUUUUUCUUGAUGAUUGAAAUAUUGGGUAAAGGGAGAAAUCUCAAUGCAGCUCGUAAUUUACUGCUUUCAAUCGAGAAAAGGUCUAAUGGGUCUGUUAUGCUCGAGGACAAGUUCUUUAACAGCUUGAUAAGGAGCUACGGAAGAGCUGGGUUGUUUCAAGAGUCUAUCCAGGUUUUUGAAACAAUGAAAAGCAUUGGCGUGUCUCCUUCAGUUGUUUCAUUCAAUAAUCUUUUGUCUAUUUUGCUUAAAAGAGGACGCACGAAUAUGGCAAAGAGUGUGUUCGAUGAAAUGCUUAGCACGUUUGGGGUUACUCCGGAUGUGUAUACUUUUAACAUUUUAAUCAACGGGUUUUGCAUGAAUUCAAUGGUUGAUGAGGGGUUUAGGUUUUUCAAGGAAAUGGAGCGAUUUAAAUGUGAUCCUGAUGUUGUUACUUAUAAUACGAUCGUUGAUGGAUUGUGCAGGGUGGGAAAGGUUGGAGUUGCCCACAAUGUGGUGAUAGGUAUGAGCAAGAAAAGUUUAGAUUUGAAUCCUAAUGUUGUUACUUAUACUACUUUGGUUAGAGGGUAUUGUAUGAAGCAAGAUAUUGAUGAAGCUUUGGCUGUUUUCCAAGAGAUGAUCUCUAAAGGCUUGAAACCAAAUAAGAUUACUUAUAAUACUUUAAUUAAAGGGCUCUCUGUGCUGCAGAAGUUUGAUAAGAUAAAAGAAAUUUUGGAGGGAAUGGGAGAAGAUGGAAGAUUUACUCCGGAUACAUGCACUUUCAACACACUAAUAAAUGCACACUGCGACGCUGGGAACAUAGAUGAAGCUUUGAAUAUGUUCAAAAGGGUGUCAGAAUUGGAAGUACAAUCAGAUUCAGCUACUUAUAGUGUUAUAAUUAGGAGUUUGUGUCAAAUUGGGGAUUUUGAAAAGGCAGAGGAAUUCUUUGAUGAUCUAGCCAAAAAGGAGAUCCUAUUAAGUGAUGUAGGUUGUAUGCCAAUUGUUGCGGCUUAUAAUCCCAUGUUUGAGUAUUUAUGUGGUAAUGGAAAAACUAAGAAAGCUGAGAGAGUGUUUAGACAGCUAUUGAAAAGGGGAAGACAAGACCCUCCUGCUUAUCAGACUUUAAUCUUAGGGCACUGCAGGGAAGGCUUGUUUAAAGCUGGAUAUGAGCUCUUGGUGUUGAUGCUGAGAUUAGACUUUGAACCUGGUUUUGAGAUCUAUGAUUCACUGAUUACUGGUCUCUUGCAGAAGGGUGAACCUCUUCUUGCCCACCUGACCCUAGAGAAGAUGCUGAAGAGCUCGCAUCUCCCUCAAACAUCUUCUGUUCAUGCUAUACUGGCAGAACUUCUAAAAAGUUGCGCCCAAGAAGCAGCUAGUUUGGUAACUCUAAUGCUGGACACAAGAAUUAGACUGAAUAUCAUUCUUUCGACGGAGACUGUAAAGUUGCUGUUUUCAAGAUGGAUGCAGGAUAAAGCUUUUCAAGUUCUUGUAUUCUAUGAUAAUGGCUAUAUGGUUGAUAUGGAAGACUUGGUUUAUUUCCUUUGCCAGAGCGGAAAGCUUGUAGAGGCGUGCAAGAUGAUGCAAUUUAGUUUGGAAAAGCACCAAACUGUUGAUAUUGAAAUGUGCUGCGAAGUCAUAGAAGAUCUUUGUAACAACAGGAGACUUUCAGAAGCAUUUGGUUUGUACUAUGAACUGGUGGAGAGGGGAAAACAUCAACAGUUGAGAUGCCUUGACAAUUUGAAAAUGGCAUUAGAAGCGGGAGGAAGGUUAGAUGAAGCUGAGUUUGUAUCAAAGAGAAUGCCGAAUCAGUUGCAGGUUAACAACGCUUCUCCAAAAUUCAGCAUCAGGAUGCCAAAAUUUCGGCCGCAAUGGUGGAACCUUCAAGAUAGGAUUCACUUCUUAGUUCUUCAAAACUCUAAUAUUGGACCACUUCCAGCUAUGUUAUGUCUCAUAAGAAACCAAACUCUCUCCAAGAACAAGCCAGCCUUUCCUUUAUAUUCUUUGCUCCUGAAAAAUACUUACAUUAUUAAACUUUUUCAAAAGAUAAGUAUCUUCUUUCCAGCUCUGCUAGAGAUGUCAAAGACUGACAAUAACAAUGCUCCAUGGCACCGUCUCAAGCGUGCUUCCACUCCAGGGAAGGCAACAGUGCUUGCCAUUGGCAAGGCCUUUCCGAGUCAACUCAUUCCUCAAGAAUACUUGGUGGAGAGCUACAUACGUGAUACAAAAUGCCAGGAUGUCUCCAUCAAAGAGAAACUGGAACGUUUAUGUAAAACAACUACUGUGAAGACUAGGUACACAGUGAUGUGCAAGGAGAUUUUAGAUAAAUACCCAGAACUGGCAACUGAAGGUUCACCAACAAUCAAACAAAGGCUUGAAAUAGCAAACCCGGCAGUUGUUGAGAUGGCAUUGCAAGCAAGCCUAACUUGCAUAAAGGAAUGGGAGAGGCCUGCUACUGAUAUCACCCAUAUCAUAUAUGUUUCUUCCAGUGAAAUACGUUUACCUGGGGGUGAUCUUUACCUUGCUAGCGAACUUGGCUUAAGAAAUGAUGUUAACCGGGUAAUGCUCUACUUUCUUGGUUGUUAUGGUGGUGCCACUGGCCUUCGAGUAGCCAAAGACAUAGCUGAAAACAACCCAGGAAGUCGGAUUCUGCUAACUACCUCAGAAACUACCAUCCUUGGUUUUCGACCUCCAAACAAAGCACGCCCUUAUGAUCUUGUUGGUGCGGCACUUUUUGGCGAUGGAGCAGCAGCGGUGAUCAUUGGAACCGAUCCAGUAAAGGGCAAAGAAUCUCCUUUCAUGGAACUCAGCUAUGCAGUCCAACAGUUUCUGCCAGGGACACAACACACCGUCGACGGGUGCCUUACUGAAGAAGGCAUAAACUUCAAACUUGGCAGAGACCUUCCGCAAAAGAUUGAAGACAACAUCGAGGCAUUCUGCAGGAAACUCAUGUCAAAGGCUAGUUUGACAGAAUUCAAUGACUUGUUUUGGGCAGUUCAUCCUGGAGGACCGGCAAUACUUAACCGAUUGGAGAAUACUCUGAAACUGAAAGAGGGGAAGCUAGAAUGUAGCAGGAGAGCAUUGAAGGACUAUGGAAAUGUGAGCAGCAAUACCAUAUUCUAUGUCAUGGAAUACAUGAGGGAAGAGUUGAAGAGAGAGGGAGGGGAAGAAUGGGGGCUUGCCUUGGCAUUUGGUCCUGGAAUUACAUUUGAGGGCAUUCUUCUUCGCAGCCUGUAAUCCACAUGCCAUUCACAUUGGGAAGUUACCUUUACUUUGUUUUCUAAUUGUUAUAAUGCCAACAGCAACUUAUUAACUCUCUCUCUCUCUCUCUCUCUUCUUUAUUUUAAUUUA
Hibiscus syriacus is the source of this 3723-nucleotide messenger RNA. RefSeq names its product pentatricopeptide repeat-containing protein At1g02060, chloroplastic-like. Gene Ontology annotation, molecular function: protein binding; acyltransferase activity, transferring groups other than amino-acyl groups. The record is from RefSeq and is a predicted model, not a curated record. NCBI's taxonomy places the organism in Eukaryota, Viridiplantae, Streptophyta, Magnoliopsida, Malvales, Malvaceae. Gene Ontology annotation, biological process: polyketide biosynthetic process.